AUGUCAGAGGUAGUGUCAGAGGUUUGUUGUCCAUGUCAACUCAGAGCCUGCCGACCCUUGAGCUCCCCCCUCCGCGCCCCGUCAGGUGGUUUGAAGGGAUACUUGGAGCGCGCGCGAAGGCUACUCAAGGAUGCACAAGAAGGAGUCAAUCCCUUCUCAGGCCUGACGCCCCACGUACCGCAGGGUGCCAACUUGUCGGGCGCGAAUGGCCCGGGCAGCGCGGCCUUCGCGGAGAGUGAGCGCUUAGGGAUGAAAGAGUUGGCGAAGUGUGCCUUCUGCUUGGUCGCGGGUGGAUUGGGUGAACGUCUCGGCUUCCCUGGCAUCAAGAUUGGCAUCAUGUCUGACUCGAUUACUGGAAUGACGUUCCUGGAAGUCUACAUCUCUUACAUACAGGCGUGCCAGCAAUAUGCGAGAAAAGAGACGGGGAAAGCAGACCUGCAGGAGAAGGUGCCAGCGCUACUGGAUGUGGAUGCACGCAUCGCCGCGCACGACGGCUUCAUCGAGACAAAACCUCAUGGCCAUGGUGAUGUGCAUGGCAUUUUGCACCAACAUGGCUUGUCAACACGAUGGGCCGAAGAAGGUCGAGAAUGGCUCUUCAUUUUCCAAGAUACCAAUCCUCUGAGUUUUCGAAUUCUCUGCGCCACAUUGGGCGUUUCGGCCAAAGAGGGCUACGUCAUGAACAGUGUGGCCAUCCCGCGGAUACCCGGCGAAAACAUCGGCGGGAUCUGUCGACUGGUGGAUGAGAAGGGCCACAGCUUGACGUUGAAUGUGGAGUACAAUCAGCUGGACCCUUUGUUGAAGGAGACUCCAACUGGUGGAGAUGUGCCUGAUGAGUCUGGCUUCUCGCCCUUCCCUGGAAACAUCAACGUGCUUCUCUUCAAUCUCCCCGCCUAUGCGCGAUGUCUUCAACAGACAGGUGGCGUGGUGCCUGAGUUUGUGAAUCCCAAGUGGGCCAACAGCGAGAAGACAAAGCUGAAAUCCUCCACGAGGCUGGAGAGCAUGAUGCAAGAUUUUCCGCGACUUUGCCAACCAGGUGACAAGGUUGGGAUGACACAGCUGGAUCGUUGGAUCGCCAAAACAACUGUCAAGAACAAUCUGGAGGAUGCGCGGAAGAAGGUUCCGCCUGAGUGUGCCCUCACAGCAGAGGCUGACAUCUAUGCAUGCAAUGCAAAGCUCUUGACGUUGGCCGGUGACGUGGUCAUUGAAGAGCCAGAGGAGGUCUCAUUCUUGGGCAUCAAUGCUAAGCUAGGAGCGCAGAUCAUCAUCAAGCCCUCCUUUGCGAUUUGCUUGGAGCAACUGAAGAGCAAGAUCAGAGGGACGAUUCGCAUCUCCAAGAAGUCGACCCUGAUCCUGGAGGGCGAUGUCUCGGUGGAUGGCCUCCAGCUGAAGGGCGCACUGAGCCUCCGCGGUACUGGAAGCUUCGCAGGAGAGACGGGGAAACGACGUUCCAUCGAGAACAAGGGUGUGGUGUUGGUGCCGAUUCCUACGGACGAACUGCCAAAGUACCCGCCUUCCCUGCAGAUUCGUGGGUACAAGAAAGAGACCUUCGAACAAGAAGAUGUCAGUCUCACCUCCCGAUCCGGUUCAGUUUUCUUGCGCAGCUUCUGGCUCAGCUCGUUCUUGGGUAUGGCUGCCCUGCACGGGGUGCGGAGUCCACAGAGUGAUCCGCCAGAACCCUGCGUGGCCUUGUCAAUGGCAGGUGGUGGCCCCUUCAUCUUGUCAGAUUCAGACCAGUUGGUGGAGCAGGUGCUGCGUCUUUUUGGAUAUUUAGACGAUGAAUUCAAUGCGGACUUACGUGAGGUGAGGACGCAAAACGUGGAAUUGGAGAAUGCCAAGACUUGGAAAGAACAUACUCGAGAGAUCAAGGUGCCUCAUAUGCCAUACCAGAAGCUCACUUCUCAUCGGGCAGCCGUGUGCUUGCCCUACGACACCACCAUUUUUUCUCUUCAACGAGCUCUACGGAGUGCCCGACACGCACGAGAAGUGGCCUUGUUUUUGAUUGCCAACAUGCCAAUCUUCGUGCCGAAGGACCUUUGGAGGUGGCUGAUUGGUCCACACACCUUGCGCCAGAUGGAGUUUCUUCAUCAUCCGAGCCACGCCAAUUCAACUGAACCUCCUCCAGAGCCUUUGGAACUAUCUCCUUUCUUUGCAUCGAUACAUCAGCCAUUGGGUGUGGAGCAAGCUUUGGAAUGGUCCUCCUACAGCGACUGGGCGUUGUUGCCUCACGUCUUCUAUUUCCAGGGCAUUCCAGAACUCUUCAAGCAGCUCAUGGACAUGGAGGCCUUGCUGACGGCCUCUGCGGCCAUGAAGGCUUUCAACGAUGAGGAGCUGAUCUUUGCAGUGGAGCACUGGCGGAAGGUCGCGCAGAGGCGGAGAAGGGGGGGUCAUGGACUGCGCAGUCGUGCUGCGCUGCGACUGGAGGGCAGAAGGGCGGACUGGGGACAUAGGACUUCGAUGGACGGACUGGGCCGUUUCGAUGUGUCACGGGCGUCAGCUUUGAUGGUGGGGGGUUCUCAUUGUUGGUGA
Molecule: messenger RNA, 2526 nt
Organism: Durusdinium trenchii
Lineage: Eukaryota; Dinophyceae; Suessiales; Symbiodiniaceae
Source: the annotation of a GenBank genome assembly